AUAGUAGGACUUCCACCCUCAUCGUAAACACUAAAUAUGAAGACGUCAGUUUUGUUCCUAGCAGUUGCUCUUGCAACUGCACAGCAGUUCAACCAGAGACGUGAAUUCAGCAACACAGCUGUCAGACUUGCUGGUCCUGGAUUCUUCCAGCAAGGAGGAUCUUUCGCUACUCGUUCCUCCUUUGAUAACAGCAACAACUUCGAUCAGCAACGAAGAUCUUUCUCCACUUCUGGCAACAACAACUUCCAGAAUCAGAACAAUAACUUCCAGUUUACCUCUUCUAACAAUGACGGAAACUUCGGCUCAUCCCAGUCCUUCCAGGACAAUAACCAGUUCCAGUCUGGAAUAGCUUCAUUCCAGAGGAACCAACAGAACAGAUUCACUUCAUUGGAUUCCAGAGACCAGAAUCAGUUCCAGAAUCGUCAGUUCCAGCAAAAUCAACAGAACACAUUUUCCUCCAAUGAUUUCCAGCAAAAUAGGAAUAACCAAUUCCAGUCUUUCCCCCAGAACCGAUUCCAGGACUCUUUUGACCAGCAAAAUUCUCAAAACCAGUUCCAGACAUCUUUUGACAGAGAUAACUCUAGGAAUAGAAUCACAUUGCAGGAAAAUGUUCAGUUAACCCCAUCUACUCGUUUCCAGAGUACCUCUGGACAGCAGUCUUCUGGAAUCUCUUUCCAGGCUAACAGGAACCAGCAGAACACUGGUAACCAAUUCCAGCAGUCUAACUUUAACCAGAGGAACUUUGAAAGCAACUUCCGUUUUAACGACAACAACAGAUUCUCCACUGGAAGUCAGUCUCAGUCCCGUGCUCAGUUCAGAUCCGGUUCCUCUUCCAGCGAAUUUAAUGGAGAACUCGGCGGUGUUUUCGAACCCCUGAACCUUCCCUCUGGUGCCAGUGCCGUCCUCGGAAGCAUCUCUACUUCCUUCAGCUGUGCUGACAGACCCUAUGGCUAUUACGCUGACGAGCAGAACUCCUGCCGUGUCUUCCACGUCUGCAACCCUUAUCUCUUCUCUGAUGGACAAGUCCAGACUUAUCAGUACAGCUUCAUGUGUGGUGAAGGUACCAUCUUCGACCAAAACGAGUUGACCUGCAAGGCCGAAUACGAAGCCACCCCUUGCCAGGAGGCCCAGAACUUCUACUUCAGGAACGAACAGUUCGGUCGACCAGAGGAAAAAUCUUUCUAAGAGUCCUUUCUGUAAGCCUAAAGGAAAUCACUGACAUCACUCGAGAUGCCUUGCAGCAUCCCUCAAGGCCACUAACUGUAACCCCUUUCUUUCCUUUCACUGUACAUCAGUUUAUAUUCUCUUUCUUCCAUCUUCCUUUCCUCAACCCUCUCCUAUCGAUUGUUUCCAUGUUAUGUUCAGCGAUGGAUGGCCUCAUUGGUCCCAGUGGUUGGCCUUUGGCCUAAAUUUGAUAUCCCAAUUCCAAGAAUGAAUUGAUAAUGUAGCAUUAUAUAUUUAUAAGAAAAUGUCCGAUAAUUAUGUAAUAUAUUCAAUAAAUACAAUAUUGAAUGAAACUCAAAAAAAA
Messenger RNA from Macrobrachium nipponense, 1528 nucleotides. RefSeq lists its product as uncharacterized. The transcript is spliced from 3 exons. The record is from RefSeq and is a predicted model, not a curated record. Gene Ontology annotation, cellular component: extracellular region. Gene Ontology annotation, molecular function: chitin binding. Bases 37 to 1185 code for a protein of 382 amino acids. Lineage: Eukaryota; Metazoa; Arthropoda; Malacostraca; Decapoda; Palaemonidae.